AUGCAGCAACAAAGCCACAAUGAGCAACAGAGGAUUCAAACAGCCCACCAAUCAGCCCAACGGACAAUAUAUGACCUGACGGCAGACGAUUCCAACAAUGAUGAUGAUGAUGACUCUGUCAUUUGGAUCAACAGCAGCCCCAGUGGCGUGGACAAUAACACACAUUCUUUUAUUUCACAGAUACCUACCUCUGGUAAUCAGCUAAUCCGGCUAAAUGAGCAGCCUACCGGCCUGAUGGCACCAAUCCACGCAGAUGACGACAAUGAGCCGCCACAGCAGCAGCAGCCUACGCAGACAGCCCAGACGGUGCUUUCACAGCAGAAACUGCAACAAUCAAUUCAGCUGCUGGAUACCCGGCAGCUACCAGCCACUCCGCAGCCGCAGCAACAGCAGCUCCAAGACACGUCGCCAGCCAAUAGGCUGAAACGGAAGAGAAUCCCAUCUCAAACCGCUCAACGGCCUAACAAUACCUGCAAGAAUAACGAAUAUCAGCAAAAACGUCCAGCCAUCAAGCACACAGUCUCUGAAUCAGAGCUGACGCCAAAAAAACCAUGCAGGUACUUAGCUUCAACCUGGGAUCUACAAUUAUCCCAACAGCGACUACAGCUCGGCAAACGGCACCAUGUGGACCCCGCUUAUGCUGAUCCUCCCUCGCCAAAGAGAAGCCGAAUGCAACAACAACGGCAUGCCAAUAAGCCAGCGUGCAUACUUAUCCACUACACUAGUGGCAAAUGGUUCUCACUUACCGGUGAUCGGCUCAUCCGGUUGACAACACGGCAGCAACGAGGCAUAUGCGAACAGCUCCAGCCGACGGCAUCCAAUCCGGCCUCCCAUGGUAUCCAACAACAUCCGCAAAUCCAGCAGCAAGCCCCCUGGGGGCAACAAAAGCAACAGCAACAGUCGAUGGCAGCCAAUCCGGCCUCCUAUGGCCUCCACGAACAUCCGCAAAUACAGCAGCAAGCCCCUUGGGGGCAACAAAAGCAACAGCUCCAGCCGACGGCAUCCAAUCCGGCCUCCUAUGGCCUCCAUGAACAUCCGCAAAUCCAGCAGCAAGCCCCUUGGGGGCAACAAAAGCAACAGCAACAGUCGAUGGCAGCCAAUCCGGCCUCCUAUGGCCUCCAUGAACAAGCAACAAUCCACCAAGAUGGGCAGCAGAGCCAACAACACCAUCACCAAUCGACGGUAGCCACCACGGCCUCCAAUGGCAUGGCACAGCAGCAACCAAUGCGGCAGACGGACCAGAAGGAUCACCAGGGACAGCAUCAGCUGUCAAAGGUGACCAUAGAGGCUCCUCCUGGCCAACACCAGCAUCUCCAAAUUGAGUUGCCGGCCCAUAUGGGCCAGCAGCACAAAGCGA
Drosophila novamexicana is the source of this 1357-nucleotide messenger RNA. Its product is annotated as putative mediator of RNA polymerase II transcription subunit 12. The transcript is spliced from 2 exons. The annotation marks the transcript as partial. The record is from RefSeq and is a predicted model, not a curated record. NCBI's taxonomy places the organism in Eukaryota, Metazoa, Arthropoda, Insecta, Diptera, Drosophilidae.